Molecule: messenger RNA, 1615 nt
Organism: Cloeon dipterum
Lineage: Eukaryota; Metazoa; Arthropoda; Insecta; Ephemeroptera; Baetidae
Product: UDP-glycosyltransferase UGT5-like
Exons: 5
Coding region: 72-1610 (512 amino acids)
Biological process (GO): lipid metabolic process; intracellular signal transduction
Molecular function (GO): phosphatidylinositol-4,5-bisphosphate phospholipase C activity; UDP-glycosyltransferase activity
Source: RefSeq, a predicted model, not a curated record
AGAAUCACUACCACCGACAGCAUAGACCUCAUAUCUUUAGACCAUCAGCUGGCUUCUAAGCAGCCCUAAAGAUGUUCCUGAAUUUUGGCAUAUUAAUGCUCGCUCUAGUCAGUACUGCUCAAUGCGCCCGUAUUCUGUGCAUAUUUCCGUGGCCUGGAACAAGCCAUAUGAUCACCUUUUCUGCCCUGACGCGCGCCUUGGCGGAAAGAGGCCACGAGGUCGUGGUCGUCAGCACGCACCCCUUGAAGAAUCCGCCGAAGAAUUACUCUGACAUUAACACCUUCGACAAUUUAAAAGAUAUGUAUGACGAAAUGAUGAACAGCGACGAUAUAUUUGAGUUUGAAGAUGUCCCAAUAAUUUUUCAUCCUAUUUUUUACUGGAUGAUGGGAGUGCAGAGCGUGGAACUCACUUUCCAGAAUGAGGAUGUUCAAGCUCUUGUGCAAGACCAAAAGGGGUUUGACCUUGUCAUAGCCGAAGAUUUCGUUUGCGAUGCGAUUUUUGCGUUUGCUCACCAUUUUAAGGCGCCACUUAUUGUGAUUUCAUCAUUUGGCGGCUACCCGUGGCAAAAUUAUGCCGUCGGCAACCCUUACAACCCUGCCUACUGUACUAACAACUUGUUACCUUUCGCGGACAAGAAAAACUUUGUUGAAAGGCUAAUCAACACGGCAUACACCAUACUUUGGAAUUUUGGGAGUUAUUUUUAUUACUAUCCAAGGCAGAACCAACUAGUCGAGCAGCUCUUUGGGCCAGGGUUUCCAUCGGUGGCCGAGCUGCGGAGAACGGCCAGUCUUUCUAUGACGAACAGUCACUUUUCUACUAAUUACGUGCGCCCCUUGGUGCCCGCAUUCGUCGAGGUUGGAGGGAUGCACGUGAAAGCUCCCUCUAAGCCAUUGCCGCCGGACAUGAAGCAGUGGUUAGACGACGCAAAGGACGGUGCUAUUUACUUUUCGCUUGGUUCCAACGUGCGCUCUUCUCUUCUUCCGGAGGAAAAAAGAACGGCGCUGAUGCAGGCUUUUGCUCAAAUCCCUCAGCGCGUUCUUUGGAAGUGGGAAACUGAUGAUAUGCCAGGAAAGCCAGAAAACGUAAUGAUCAGCAAUUGGGUUCCUCAAAUGGAAGUUUUAGCUCAUCCAAACGUGAAAUUAUUUAUUUCACACGGCGGACUUUUAAGCGGCCAAGAAGCGAUGUUCAGUGGUGUUCCGAUCGUUGGAAUUCCAUUUUUUGGUGAUCAGAGAAUGAAUGUUGAAAGAGCAGAAAACGAGGGAUACGGAGUUUUUCUUCCUUAUAAGGAAAUCACCAUAGAUUCCGUCCUGGCAGCAAUUCGCAAAGGGCUUCACGACAAAAACAUCCAAAAGGAAGUUAAAAGGAGGCAGGCCGUAUUUCUCGAUCAGCCCCAAAGCCCGUUAGAAAGAGCGGUUUUCUGGACCGAGUAUGUUUUGAGGCACAGUGGAGCUGCACACUUGCGGUCGGCGGCCCUUGAUUUGUCGUGGUACCAACUAGAGCUGCUCGAUGUGUACGCCUUUAUGGCAGCAAUUGCACUUUUAUUCCUCUCGUUGUGUUAUCUUCUUCUGUUCAAGUUGUUUUGCAGGAAAAAUAAAACCAAAAUUGAUUGAUUUAA